Cannabis sativa is the source of this 901-nucleotide messenger RNA. RefSeq lists its product as uncharacterized. NCBI's taxonomy places the organism in Eukaryota, Viridiplantae, Streptophyta, Magnoliopsida, Rosales, Cannabaceae. The record is from RefSeq and is a predicted model, not a curated record. The transcript is spliced from 2 exons. The coding region runs from base 144 to 713 and encodes 189 amino acids.
AUUUUGAUCCAACGGUCCAAAAUCUUCCAACUAAUCUAUAUAUAAAAAGUACCAUAUUUCAAGGAUUAAGACCCAAAUCCCCUAUUUUCUGCAACAACCAAAAAAAACUCAAAGCUUUCUCUCUCUAAAACCUCCCCAAAACCAUGGCUUCCAAUCCAAAACCCCACCAAGCUCUGAUCUUUCUUCUCCUUCAACUCUUUUUCUUCUUAGUCUCUACAACCACCGGUACCUCAUCUUCUUCUUCACCUCCGGCACCGACGGUCUUCGACAUCCUCCCCCAAUUCGGGCUUCCGAGUGGGCUCUUACCUGACUCAGUAAUCAACUACACGCUCUCCGAAGACGGUCGAUUCGUCGUCGUUUUGAACAACCCAUGCUACAUCGAGUUCGAUUACUUGGUCUAUUACGAUAAAACCAUCAAGGGUAAGCUAAGCUAUGGAUCGAUUACCGAGCUUGAAGGGAUUCAGGUCAGAAGAUUCUUCUUGUGGCUUAGUGUGGAUGAGAUCAGAGUCGAUUUACCUCCUUCGGAUAGUAUUUACUUCCAGGUUGGAUUUAUUAACAAGAAGCUUGAUUUGGAUCAGUUUAAGAUAGUUCGUUCUUGCUAUUUUGCUGCUACUGCCUCUGGUUGUGGUGGUGGUGGUGGUCUCCGUUCGUGGAAGCAAUUUCUUGAGAUUCCAGCCCCGAAGGAAGAGCUCGAGAUGCUUAUUACCGAGUAGGCAUUAAUAAGCCAUAUCCAUAUGCAAGUAAAGGGCUUUAAAAAUCCCUUGUUUGGUUAGGUAUAUUUCAUCCAAGAAAAAGAAAAGAAUGUAAUUGUGUAACAUGCUUAAUUUUCUAUACAUGUUACAUAAAGCUGUAUUUUAAAAGCUGUUAUUAGUUAUUAAUACUACUGUAUUUUACUAGUGAA